UAGAAUUGACAUUCGGAACACUUCCGCUGACGGGCAACUUCCGCUGUAAAUGAAAGUAGAAAACAUUAAAGCGUCUUAAAGAAAUCAGGUAAUUCAAAAAUGCCUUUAAAAAAGAAAAGAGUAUCAGCAUUUGAGGUUAAAUGCAAGGAAACUGUCAUAGAUAAGAGAACUAAAAACAAACAUAAAUCUGACAAACCAAAAAGCAAACAUGUAAAGGUUGUUGAUGCAAUAAAUUCUUUACCAAAGGAAAAACAAAUUGAAUAUGUAAAAUCUGGGAACAAAAAGAAAUCAAGAAAAUCUCAGAAACGAAAGAAGUCAGCUAAAGCAAAUUCAAUUAGUCCUAAAGCUGUUGCCAAAACAAAACAGAAGAGUGAACAAGAUGAUAAUGGUGACACUAAUAUUAGUAUGGUGGUAAUAGAUGAUGAUAAUGAAGAAAGUGAUAUUGCUAGUGACUUGGUUGACAUACAAGCAGGUGAGAAAACAGUUGACAUAAAUAGACCAGAAGAUAAUAAAAGUACUGACACUGACUCUAUGGAUUCAGAUGUUCACCGUAAGCAUGAAAAUAUAAAGAAAAGAAAGAUUGGUUCUUUGGAAAAUGAUAAAACUGCUGUUGUAAAGAAAAAGUCUAAAAGAGACUUCAAUAAGGACAGUGAGAUACAGCCAUCAGAAAAGAGUAUAGAAGAAUCUGUUGAUGAUAGAGAUGACUGGACAGAUAUAGGUAGAAGACUUCAGUCUAGAGCUGGUUAUGGAGACCAUUUUGACAGUGGGCAACCCAGCACUCAUAAAAGCCCUAUAGCUAUACCAGUAGGUGACAGUGUUUUAGUGAUCGCAUCUCAUCCAUGUGUGUUCCCACUGAAGGGUGUUGUCACAAUUCAAGCUGUAGUUGGAACUGCUAGUGUUAUGGAAUACAAUUUAGUGCCUGGUAGUCAAGGUUACGAUGUAUAUUCUCCAGAUUGUAACAGUUUAGUAACAGUUAGCACGGUAAAAGGGGUUACAAAGACUAAAACAGCUGUUAACCAAGUUGAUUCAAUGUUAGGAAUUAACGAUAAAACUGUCAUAAACUUGCUGAAAAACUCCCUAAAUGAUAGUAAACCUUUUGUUGUUCUAAAAUUUGACAAAUUGAAAACAACUUUAUGUUCAUUUAUCUCAAAUUUUCACCCGUACACAAACAUAUUUAAAGUUGAUGGUGAUAAAACUUUAUUGAAUAAGCAGUUACUUCCCCUGUCUGUUAAAAUGCCUGGAGAAGAUAUGGAUGUUCCAGAGAUUAGUGUGUCAGAACAAUUACAGAACGUACUUGAUGUAUGGCAAGAAAAUUUGAUACAACAAAAUGAAGGUGUGCCAGUAAUGUUAGUAUGUGGUGGGAAAGAUUCAGGGAAAUCUACGUCAAACAGGCUUCUUAUAAAUUCAACAUUAAACAGGUGUAAGAGUGUGUAUUAUCUGGAGUGUGAUAUUGGACAGACAGAGUUUACUCCCCCUGGAGUAGUUUCAUUGGUAAAAGUUACCACCCCUGUAUUAGGACCACCAUUUACUCACCAGAGGAAGGCAGUAUGCUCCUACCAUUAUGGAAGUGUGUCACCAAAAGACAAUGCAGAUCUAUAUAUGCGAUGUGUACAGUUGUGUGUACAGGAAUAUAAACGUGUAGAACAGAAAACACCUCUUAUUGUAAACACAAUGGGCUGGAUGAAAGGACUUGGCUGGCAGCUAUUAUUAGAUAUUGUACGUCUUGUAUCACCCUCCAUUAUGGUGCAGUUGAUGUCAUACCAGGUUUCACAGAAUGUGCCUCCAAUAACAGUUGAGGAUCUUGAACAAACAAGCUGGACAGAGUUGUCAAAGAUGUUCAAAGGUGAAAACAUUGAGAGAAAAAUGGAGAGGAUACCAACAUUCUUAAGUCUUGAAGGACCAAUUUCUACAAGUUACAACUUUAGAAUGAAACCAACUGAUUACAGAAAUCUGUCAAUUCUCAGUCACCUUGGUGCUAACCUUGAACCUGGUUUGACCUUGACCUCAAUGACCCCAUUUACUGUGAGCUGGAAAGAUGUAGCCAUACAUAUGUGUCAUGUUCAGGUACCCAAGUCACAGGUCAUGUGUGCUCUGAAUGCGAACAUGGUAGCAUUGUGUGAAGGUGACAUUACAAAGGCUGAAUUGUACGAAGAUGAUGGGCCAUUGUUCCUGAAGAAAAAUAAACAGCCUUUCAGGUGGAUCGGUUAUGGGUUAGUUAGAGGGAUAGAUAUGGUAAAGAAAAAAUUCUACAUCGUUACAUCUUUGUCAGAGGAGGAGUUAGCUAGAGUUAAUGUCCUUGAUAUUGGUGGAAUUUCUCUCCCAGAAAACUUCCUCAUUACUCAGAAAGGUGAAAGAAUACCAUAUGUGGAUGAGAUUGUAAAAUCAAAGGGUUUGUCUGCUGUAAAACCAAGGAAACAUAUGCCUAGAAAAGGUCUCCGUGGGAACAAUCAGUAGAUCAACUUGUAAAAUGUAAGACUGGACGAAGGGAACAAUCAGUAGAUCAACUUGUAAAAUGUAAGACCGACGAAGGGAACAAUCAGUAGAUCAACUUGUAAAAUGUAAGACCGACAAAGGGAACAAUCAGUAGAUCAACUUGUAAAAUGUAAGACCGACGAAGGGAACAAUCAGUAGAUCAACUUGUAAAAUGUAAGACCGACAAAGGGAACAAUCAGUAGAUCAAAAACUUGUAAAAUGUAAGAACGACAGAGGGGAAAAUCAGUAGAUCAACUUGUAAAAUGUAAGACCAACAGAGAGAACAAUCAGUAGAUCAACUUGUAAAAUGUAAGAAUGAAUGAAAUUAUGUUUUGUAAAGGUUUCCUUGGAAACAUUUAAUAAACUUAUUGGCUGUAAGACGAAGGAAAUAU
Ruditapes philippinarum (Manila clam) is the source of this 2864-nucleotide messenger RNA. Its product is annotated as polynucleotide 5'-hydroxyl-kinase NOL9-like. NCBI's taxonomy places the organism in Eukaryota, Metazoa, Mollusca, Bivalvia, Venerida, Veneridae. The transcript has 13 exons. The record is from RefSeq and is a predicted model, not a curated record. Gene Ontology annotation, biological process: cleavage in ITS2 between 5.8S rRNA and LSU-rRNA of tricistronic rRNA transcript (SSU-rRNA, 5.8S rRNA, LSU-rRNA). Gene Ontology annotation, cellular component: nucleus. Gene Ontology annotation, molecular function: polynucleotide 5'-hydroxyl-kinase activity. The coding region runs from base 100 to 2454 and encodes 784 amino acids.